Messenger RNA from Malassezia globosa CBS 7966, 504 nucleotides. RefSeq lists its product as uncharacterized. Gene Ontology annotation, biological process: N-terminal peptidyl-methionine acetylation. Gene Ontology annotation, molecular function: protein-N-terminal amino-acid acetyltransferase activity. Gene Ontology annotation, cellular component: NatB complex. The transcript has a single exon. The record is from RefSeq and is a predicted model, not a curated record. Lineage: Eukaryota; Fungi; Basidiomycota; Malasseziomycetes; Malasseziales; Malasseziaceae. Bases 1 to 504 code for a protein of 167 amino acids.
AUGACGACCGUGCGUCCUUUCUGCGCACGGGACUUGUUUGCAUUCAACAAUGUAAACAUGGACCAUUGGACUGAAACAUACAGCAAUGGGUUCUACUUGAGCUACCUUGCUCAAUGGCCAGACAUGACACUCACGGCAUGUGCGGCCCAUACGGGCAACUUGAUGGGGUAUGUGCUUGGAAAGGCGGAAGGGAAAGAACCUCGCACAGAUCCAAAGAGGCGAAAGCAACAGGAGCCCACUUUGCAUGGGCAUAUCACGGCUGUCACUGUUGCGCCCGAGUACCGGCGGCUGGGUGUCGCACACAUGCUCAUGGACUUUUUCGAGUACUGCUCCGAGCAUGUGUACCGCGGAUACUUUGUAGACUUAUUUGUGCGUCCAUCCAACAAAAAGGCCGUCGACAUGUACGAAAAGCGCGGGUACUCUGUGUACCGCCGCGUGCAUGCGUAUUACCAAGGCAUGCCUCCUAACGAGCCAGAAGACGGAUAUGGUACGUACGAAAAGUAG